Messenger RNA from Musa acuminata subsp. malaccensis (wild Malaysian banana), 1688 nucleotides. RefSeq names its product elongation factor 1-alpha. The record is from RefSeq and is a predicted model, not a curated record. Gene Ontology annotation, molecular function: GTPase activity; translation elongation factor activity; GTP binding. NCBI's taxonomy places the organism in Eukaryota, Viridiplantae, Streptophyta, Magnoliopsida, Zingiberales, Musaceae. Gene Ontology annotation, biological process: translational elongation; translation.
UGCAGCACCAGAACACUUCUCUCGGCCGUCUCUCUCCGCUCUCUCGUGGGAGCAACCCUCUAGUUUCUUUUGCUUUAAGUUACUGUUACCAUGGGGAAGGAGAAGGUUCACAUUAACAUUGUGGUCAUUGGUCAUGUCGACUCUGGGAAGUCGACCACCACUGGUCAUCUCAUCUACAAGUUGGGAGGUAUUGACAAGCGUGUGAUCGAGAGGUUUGAAAAGGAGGCUGCAGAAAUGAACAAGAGGUCGUUCAAGUAUGCCUGGGUUCUUGACAAGCUUAAGGCUGAGCGUGAGAGAGGGAUUACCAUUGAUAUUGCCCUUUGGAAGUUUGAGACCACCAAGUACUACUGCACGGUCAUUGAUGCUCCUGGACAUCGUGACUUCAUCAAGAAUAUGAUCACUGGAACCUCCCAGGCGGACUGUGCUGUUCUUAUCAUUGACUCAACCACUGGUGGUUUUGAAGCUGGUAUCUCAAAGGAUGGACAGACACGGGAGCAUGCCUUGCUUGCUUUUACUCUUGGAGUUAAACAGAUGAUUUGCUGUUGCAACAAGAUGGAUGCAACCACCCCCAAAUAUUCCAAGGCCAGGUAUGAUGAAAUUGUGAAGGAGGUUUCUUCUUACCUCAAGAAGGUCGGUUACAACCCUGAGAAGAUUCCCUUUGUUCCAAUCUCUGGAUUUGAGGGUGACAACAUGAUCGAGAGGUCUACCAACCUGGACUGGUACAAGGGCCCAACUCUUCUUGAAGCCCUUGACUUGAUCCAGGAGCCAAAGAGGCCCACGGACAAGCCCCUUCGCCUUCCUCUUCAGGAUGUGUACAAGAUUGGAGGCAUUGGUACUGUUCCUGUUGGACGGGUCGAGACCGGAGUACUCAAGCCUGGUAUGGUUGUUACAUUUGGUCCGACAGGUCUGACAACUGAAGUAAAGUCCGUCGAGAUGCACCAUGAAGCACUCCAGGAAGCUUUCCCUGGUGAUAAUGUGGGCUUUAACGUGAAGAAUGUUGCUGUUAAGGAUCUAAAGAGAGGUUUUGUUGCAUCUAAUUCCAAGGAAGAUCCCACAAAAGAGGCUGCUAGCUUCACUUCUCAGGUCAUCAUCAUGAACCAUCCUGGCCAGAUUGGCAAUGGUUAUGCCCCUGUGCUCGACUGCCACACAUCCCACAUUGCCGUCAAGUUCGCCGAGCUGCUCACCAAGAUUGAUAGGCGAUCUGGAAAGGAGCUCGAGAAGGAGCCUAAGUUCCUCAAAAAUGGUGAUGCUGGCUUCGUUAAAAUGAUUCCUACCAAGCCAAUGGUUGUGGAAACAUUCUCAGAGUAUCCUCCCCUCGGACGUUUUGCUGUGAGGGACAUGCGGCAGACCGUGGCUGUAGGAGUCAUCAAGAGUGUCGAGAAGAAGGAUCCUACCGGUGCUAAGAUCACCAAGGCUGCUGCCAAGAAGAAGUGAGCAAAUCUGCAGCAACUUGAGACCUUAGUGGUAUUUAUCCGAUGUGCUAUAGGUUUUGGGUGCUUAAUGGUUGUGGAACUCAUGGAAGGGUUUUUACUGGUGGCUUCAAAUGAGUCCGAACUAUGCUUUUUGCUGCCUGGGAAGAUUUUUAGGCUUUCUACUUCUGGGCUGAGCGGUUCUGAUACCUAUAUUUCUUUGCCUUUAAAUAAUGUUAUGACAUUAUGUUUUCAGUAAGAAUUGCCUGCUUUUAAAUC